CAUUGCGUGGAGAGUUAUUGGGCGCAAGGAUAGUAUGCUCAGUGUUUUAGCUUCGCAAUGGAGUGCGCUGUCAGUUUCGCUAUCUCUAGCUAUUAUGUCUAAAGGAGCGCGCUACCUCGUCGGAGCAUGCUAUGGUAUAAAUCCAUUAAGUAGGGAAGAAAAUGCUUCUGGGGUUGUCUUCCAGUCUCAGUAAGAUAGCUUUGUUAGCGAAAACAACCAGCACUAAGACAUGUCAGCCAGCCAAGGCAAGUGAACAACUCCCAAUUGAGGUGACUUUGCGGGCUCGUGUGCUGCGUUCUAUCAGAGGUGCCGAGAGAGGUCGUCAGGCUCUGCUGUGUCCAGGUGUGUUGGAGCGCGACCAUCAAACCUUCGAAAUUUUGGCGGCGAACAACCGCUUCCGAGUCAGCACUCAAUGCAACGACGACAACCUCAGACCGCUUUAGAGAUAGCAGCUCGUAUGUCACAUUCAUACACAGAUCCCGAUUAGGUUGUUAAUCAGAGAAACUGCUAGACCCAAGACGGAUUAGCUGCAUA
Molecule: messenger RNA, 534 nt
Organism: Alternaria alternata
Lineage: Eukaryota; Fungi; Ascomycota; Dothideomycetes; Pleosporales; Pleosporaceae
Exons: 2
Coding region: 162-443 (93 amino acids)
Source: RefSeq, a predicted model, not a curated record